UUUAAGAAAAACAUGAAAACUAUUAAAUUAGGACUACUUAUUUCAAAUUUGGUGCCCAAAACCCGGGAAACUUGAAUGUAAAAUCAAAAAGUUAUGGCGCCAAUUUUUGUUAUGCCAAUGCAUAAACUCAUUGAUGCAAUUGAGUUCAUCUCUGGAAAGGAAUAAAGAUGUCAAAAUCUUCGCGUUUGGACCUUCAUAUCACCGAUUCUGAGGCUUUGGGUCUUCUUGAUUCAGCUUCAUUUCCUUCAGAACCACCUAAUAUCAGAAACUGGUUCUCGAGCUACGUGUAUGAGUCCCCGGAGUUGGAUAGCUCUAGUUGUUUUCAAGAUUUUGAUGGGGCUGGGGACACUUGUGGCAAGGAAGAAAUCACUGGGAAAUUUGGGGAUAAUCACCCUACAGUUAGUGCCAAACAGGUGAAACCUUGUGAUGGGAUUGAGUCGAAUGAAUUUGAUGAUUCAGGAUGUUGUGAAUCCAGUGCCGUGGUUUCGGGAUCGGCAGAGUCCCUUUCAUUUCCUUCAGAGCCUCCUUGCAUCGGGAAUUGGUUCUCAAGUUAUGUCUAUGAGUCACCUCCUCUGGAUACUGCUCUUGAUUUCGCAAUUUCAGAUUGUGAAGAGAGGGAAUAUGAUAAGUUAGAUGUGGUAGAAAAGAGCGCCAGUCAGAAUACAAAGGAUUCAAUGGCAUCUACAGAUGUUAAAAAAUCAGAGUUGUGUGCACUAAAGAAUACCUCGGAUGCAGUGGUGAAAGGCCUGAACGUAGUAAAAGGUACCAAACUGGAUUAUCAAUCUAUGUGCAAGGAGGAUGACGAUGAUGUUAUGCUUCAGGCAUUGCCUUCUAUACCAAGUCUAUCUAGAUCGGAUAAGGUUUCCAAACCAAUGCUGUUUGGACAAAAAGUAGGAUAUAGUAACUACCAGUCUCUAGAAAAGAUAGGCAGCACAAAUGCACAUGAUGACGAUUAUGAUGAAGAGUUGCAUUGCAAAUUUUCAAGGAGAAAUCCAAUAUCAUUCAGUAUGGAGAAAAAUAAAGGCAGUCAGGAAGAAAUCACUGGGAAAUUUGGGAAUAAUCACCCUACAGCUGGUUCAAAUGGAUCUGAUGAUUCGGGAUGUUGUAAAUCUGCUGCCAUGGUUUCUGGAUCGUCAGAGUCCCUUUCAUUUCCUUCAGAGCCUCCUUGCAUCGGGAAUUGGUUCUCAAGUUAUGUCUACGAGUCACCACCUCUGGAUACUGCUCUUGAUUUCGCAAUUUCAGAUUGUGAAGAGAGGGAGUAUGACAAGAUAGAUACGGUAGAGAAGAGCGCCAGUCAGAAUAUAAAGGAUUCAAUGGCCUCUACAGAUGUUAAAAAACCAGAGUUGUGUGCACUAAACAAUACCUCGGAUGCAGUAGUGAAAGGCCCCAACUUAGGAAAAGGUACCAAACUGGACUAUCAAUCUAUGUGCAAGGAAGACGACGAUGAUGUUAUGCUUCAGGCAUUGGCUUCUAGAUCGGAUAAGGUUUCCAAACCAAUGCUGUUUGGACAAAAAGCAGGAUAUAGUAACCACCAGUGUCUUGAAAAGAUAGGAAGCAUAAAUGCGCAUGAUAACGAUUAUGAUGUAGAGCUGCAUCACAAAUUUUCUAGCAGAAAUCCAAUAUCAUUCAGUACGGAGAAAAAUAUAGGCAGUCAAGAUGAAAGAUCUGUUCAUAGGCCAAUUAAAGGAACUGUUCACGUUAACGAUGGCCAUGGAAACAAAGAUAUCGAUAAAACUGUAUCACCUCGAACAAUUGAUAGGAUUGUACCAGGAGAUAGUAGGGGAAGUCAAGCUGACAGAAGAAGCACUGGGAAAGAAAAUAAGGUGACUGAACUGCAGGAACGUGGCUUCAUUUCUGUAAGGAAAAGGAAUUGUCAAGAAAAUGCGGAGAAUGUGGCAAGGCUCAGAGUUAAAGUGGAGCCUUCGAUAAAUGUCGAGAAGGAUGACAGCAUAGUGAGAAAGGUGUUAUCUGAGAUUUCUAACUUCCAUUCUGGGAAUGCAGUUGCUACUACAGGAAAAUGGUGUUGCCCGAAGAAGAAUAAACCGGACCUCAGUCCUCCUUUGAAGCAGCUUCGGCUAAAUCAAUGGUUUCGUCGCGUAUAAGUUAAUGUUUUCGAGUGGUACAUCUGUUCGUUUCCGAGAGUGCUGUUCAUCUCAUAAUUAUGUGUAUGACUGUUUUUCUUCAGUUAAGCCAUGUGUUUAAGACAAUCCUGCAAAAUGCAUAACAUGAUGAAACCUUAAAUUGGGUUUUGUAUAUGUCGUGUGGAAACUCAUUUGUGCAGAUUGCCUGAACUAAAAACUAUGAGAAUUGAGAAAAAAAAUGUUAAAGGUCGAAAAGUCUUGCUAUUUUUAUGUUAAA
This is a messenger RNA of Salvia splendens (bonfire salvia), 2358 nucleotides long. RefSeq lists its product as uncharacterized. Lineage: Eukaryota; Viridiplantae; Streptophyta; Magnoliopsida; Lamiales; Lamiaceae. The record is from RefSeq and is a predicted model, not a curated record. The transcript has 9 exons. Bases 168 to 2102 code for a protein of 644 amino acids.